Lagopus muta (rock ptarmigan) is the source of this 8505-nucleotide messenger RNA. It is a transcript of the gene PARN, whose product is annotated as poly(A)-specific ribonuclease. The record is from RefSeq and is a predicted model, not a curated record. The transcript is spliced from 25 exons. NCBI's taxonomy places the organism in Eukaryota, Metazoa, Chordata, Aves, Galliformes, Phasianidae. Gene Ontology annotation, cellular component: cytoplasm; nucleus. Gene Ontology annotation, biological process: nuclear-transcribed mRNA poly(A) tail shortening. The coding region runs from base 67 to 1974 and encodes 635 amino acids. Gene Ontology annotation, molecular function: RNA binding; poly(A)-specific ribonuclease activity; metal ion binding.
GGUUCCGGAAGCGCUCGGCGGCGGCGGUUGCGCGCCGGGCUCCGGGCGGGCUGGUGCGGGCGAGGGAUGGAGGUGAUCAGAAGCAAUUUUAAGGAUAACCUAAGCAAAGUGUACGAAGCUGUCGAAGAAGCGGACUUCCUGGCCAUUGAUGGGGAGUUCUCAGGGAUCAGCGAUGGGCCUUCUGUUAGUGCAUUAACCAAUGGCUUUGACACACCAGAAGAGCGGUAUCAGAAACUUAAAAAGCAUUCCAUGGAUUUUUUGCUCUUUCAGUUUGGCCUUUGCACUUUUAAAUAUGACCACGCAGAAGAGAAGUAUAUUAUGAAGUCAUUUAAUUUCUAUAUUUUUCCAAAACCCUUUAACAGAAGUUCACCGGAUGUCAAGUUUGUCUGUCAGAGUUCAAGCAUAGAUUUUUUAGCAAACCAAGGAUUUGAUUUUAAUAAAGUUUUUCGCAAUGGAAUUCCAUAUUUAAAUCAGGAAGAGGAAAGACAGUUAAGAGAACAGUAUGAUGAAAAGCGUUCUCAGGCCAAUGGUGCAGGAUCUCUCUCCUAUAUUUCUCCUAAUGCCACAAAGUGUCCUGUUGCAAUUCCUGAAGAUCAGAGAAAAUUCAUUGAUAAAACAGUGGAACAAAUAGAAGAAUUUUUAAAGAAUGAAGAAAAUGAAAGUUUGGAACUGGAGCCAUGUACAGGGUUUCAGAGGAAACUAAUUUACCAGACCUUGAGCUGGAAGUAUCCAAAAGGUAUCCACGUUGAAACUCUAGAGUCAGAUAAGAAGGAGAGAUAUAUUGUUAUUAGUAAGGUAGAUGAAGAAGAGCGAAAAAGAAGAGAACAGCAGAAACAAGCAAAGGAACAGGAAGAACUGAAUGAUGCAGUAGGAUUUUCCAGAGUUGUUCAUGCCAUUGCAAAUUCUGGCAAACUUGUUAUUGGGCACAACAUGCUGCUAGAUGUUAUGCAUACUAUACAUCAGUUCUAUUGUCCUCUACCUGAUGACCUAAGUGAAUUCAAGGAAGUAACGUCAUGUGUCUUUCCCCGGCUAUUGGAUACAAAACUGAUGGCAAGUACGCAGCCUUUUAAGGACAUCAUUAGUAAUACAUCCCUUGCAGAACUGGAAAAGCGUUUAAAAGAGGUUCCGUUCAGCCCUCCUAAAGUUGAAAGUGCAGAAGGAUUUCCAAGUUAUGACACAGCUUCUGAACAACUUCAUGAAGCGGGAUACGAUGCUUACAUUACUGGACUGUGCUUCAUCUCCAUGGCUAACUUUUUAGGUUCGUUUCUUAGUCCUCCAAAAAAUCAUGUGUCUGCUAGAUCAAAACUCAUCGAACCUUUUUUUAACAAGCUAUUUCUUAUGAGAGUAAUGGACAUACCAUAUCUGAAUUUGCAAGGACCAGACUUGCAGCCAAAACGAGAUCAUGUUCUUCACGUCACUUUUCCCAAAGAGUGGAAGACUAGUGACCUUUACCAGCUUUUUAGUGCCUUUGGUAACAUUCAGGUUUCAUGGAUUGAUGAUACGUCAGCGUUUGUAUCAUUGAGCCAGCCAGAACAAGUACAAAUAGCUGUGAACACCAGCAGAUAUGCUGAAAGUUACAGGAUCCAGACAUACGCAGAAUAUGUUGAAAAAAAACAUGAAGAAAAGCGAGCAAAGAGAAAAUGUACGGAAGAUAGUUGGAAGGAGAUGGAGAGAAAACGGUUGAAAACUCAAGGUGCACCUUACGUUUCCCAGAGUCGAUACUACUGUGUUAACAGUUUUACAGGUACCAGUGUAGCGGGAAAGAGAAGUAUGAGUCCUAUUCAGGAAGAAACUGGUUCUGACAAUUUGGAAGAGGAAGGGGUUCCAGAAGAUGAGACCAACUGCUAUGCAGAGUCACCUCCAGAUGUUAAGAAGAGAGCCAAAAGGUUCAAAAAAAUCAAGAGAGAACAAGUUUCAGCAGGAAGCCUCACAAGUAAUUCCACUGAAAUUUUUGAAGUCCCUGAAACAUGGUAGGAAAUAACUGCCUUAACAAGUGGAAUUGACUGAAAGCAGUUGUGAGAAUACACCUCCUGGAAGCCAUAAUUUAUUUAACUGAAGUGGUGUUAACAAAUCAGUAUGUGUCCUGAAAACCAGUUUAAUUAUUUUAAACUGUUUACUGAACAAUCACUGUCAAUUUUACUUCUGUGUAUAUUGACUAGUAUAUGAUCUUGUUGUUGAUCAAGUGAAAUCCUUGCUGUUGUUAAUUAUGUUAGAUUUAAGAAGCAAGACUAGAUGUAUUUCAGUCAUCCACUUUGGCAUGUUGGCUAUGAAAUGUACAAAAAGACCUGGCAGUCUAUCAUUUUGUGCUAGACUGUUUCCUGUGCUUGAGGGAAGUUACCACAAAUCUCCUAAUCUUUAGAUAUUUUUUCAGGCAACAUCAGAGUGCUCAGAACUCUUGAUACAGGUAGAACUGCAGUUUCACAUAUUGCUUUUUACCUGUUACUAUCCGGAAAUCAUUUUUUAGUUUUCCAUUCUUUACUUCACUCCCAGUGCAGCCAGCUUCAUCUGAAUACCAGCUUUACAGAUACCCUGUCUUUUCCAAAAAUAUAAUUUAUGUGCUCCUUAAAUAUGAAUUUCAUGGUGGGAGGUAGUUUUUUUUCUUUGUUUUCACAUCUGCUGCUGUUUUCACCCCUACGUCCCUAUCUAUUUCUUCCCUGCUUCUUCCCCAUCUUGUGGGGUUUUUGUUAAAAAUGUUUUUUGGUACCUGUGACAAACCUGCUAACUGUACCAGCCCUCUAUUUGUUUAAAAAAGAUCUGCAUUGGUAGAUUUCAGAAAAUGUUUGAUAUUUAACAUUUUUGUAUCAUGGAAAUAGAAACAAAAGAUGUAUUUCCAUAAAAUGAAAAUUAAAGAAAUUUUCUUAGGAAGUGGUUUGCUUUUAUGUACUGGCUCCUGAAAUAUAUUUUUGUGCUCUUAUUUUGCUCUUCCUAACACUAUUUUUUAAAAUUAUUUUUAAGUCUUCAUACAGUUUUCAGUCUGUAUCAGGCAGACCCUCUGGGUCUAUGGACUGACUGCUUUCAAGAUAUUUGUGAAAUGUAAUGAAGAAAAGCCAAGUCUGAAAAAAAGUUUGCUAUGCAUUUCCCUUGGAAAAAAGAAUGAGGGUUCUGCAAAUCAGCAAGUUGAAAACCGUUUCUAUGGAAAAGUGGAAUAUUAAGAAAGUUACAUCAGACUGUACUUACAGUGUGAACCAUUGUCAUUUUAACAGUGCAGCAACCUGCUUGAAGGUAUGCCAAAAUGUGUGGCUUUUUAAGUGAUUGCAAGAACUAUCUUGAAUCUUGGAUUUGUUUUGCAAAAGGGAAAAGGAUUUAAAUCCCUCAAACGUGAAAUGUCUAACUUCUAAUCUUGGAGUACUGCUGGAAUUAGUGCACCUAAGGUUUGUUGUUAUUGUUGGUUUGUUUAGUAGCAGCCGUAGCAUCAUAUUAUUGCACUGAAACGUGGGACAGAAGACAGUGUUAUUAGUGAUGCUACGGGAAAUUAUCAACAGAACUCUUCUGAUCCAGAGUGUAUGUAGCAGCAUGGGAACUUGUCUUCAUUUCAUUACAAUAUAGAGGCUUAAAUCCUUUCCAGAUUAUUAUUUUUGUAUGAAGAGUAGGGUGGGUGUAUAUUUCUCUAAGUUACUGUAUCCACUAUUUCCAGUCUUCUUCCUGCUCUGAAUUUUGGAGAGCAGGAUGUUGUUUAUCUCCAGCUAUACUUAGUACCUCUUAGGAAAAUAGCGCUGUUCUGUUUUCUAGUCAUUGCGUAGCCUUUGAUUUUACCAGAUAAUACCUACUUACACUAAUAAAAUGAGAUGGGGUUGGGACUGUGAUAUCAGUAGCACUAAUUUUGGGUGGAGAGUUGUCAGGGGUAGAUGCUGCUGUAAAGAGGAAACGACCUUUUGUGCACCUCACUAUAAAUGAAAGCACUAAUUCUAGCAGAGGAGGAAUGUGGCUUCCUAAAUGUGAUGCACAUUUGUUUCCUGAUGCAAGUUUAAAAUACGUGCCUGCAGUUUGCACCUUUUUUUCCAAGAACACAAAGUUGUCAUCACCAGUCUGCGGCCGCAGCGCCUCUCGGGCUGUGCGCUGUGUGACAGGAGGGUCGGGCACCUGGGGCGGCUGUGUGGUGCUGCUGGGGCAGCAGUGAGGUAUGGACAGGCUGUUUUGGCCUCGUAAACUCAGGCAUAUAUACCAUGCUUGGAUAGAAUUACUGAGGUUUUUUUUUUUUUCCCCUCUUCAUUCCUUUUUGUCCUCAGGGGAAGUGGGGAGUAAACCCCAUGGAUGCUAUUUAAUUUUGAUGCUCUUCCUUUGUUUUCUGUUUGAGGAAGCAGCAGUGGCUUUACCUGGUUCUGUGUGCUGCACAAUUGCCCUAAUCAGGGCCAGAACAACUUCCGGCAGGAGGAGACCUCCACUGUGCUUGGCGCUGGGGGCCUCAGGGCACCCGGCCUCCAUCUUCCCUCAGGGUGGGGGCGCCCUCAGCCCCGCCGGUGGGCGGUGGGCGCAGGAGCAGCGCUGCGUGCAGCCAGGGACGAGCAGUGCACCAUGCCUCGGUAAGAAGCGGAAGCAGACCUUUAGAGAUGGACACUUCUUUUGCCCCCCUUGGUGAAAAAAGGAUGGGAUGCUGCCAGGACAGCCAUAGUUUCUGCAACACAAAGCUGAAGUUACAAGAUUGUUGUCGUAAGAAAGCAGAAACAGUGUAUGGCAGCCUGCGCCCUGCAGUGCUGCUGUUCUUCUGUUGUUUUACAAACACUGCUACCUUUGUAGGCAGCCAGGCUGCUCAUCUCUUCUCAUUACAAGUAUAUGAAAAAGAAGCGAGACAAAGCUGCCUCUAGUAGGCUGACGUGAAUAUGGUGAACAGCUCAGCCACCAAGAAAAGUGUGUGUUUUCAAUGAAGCCAAGCACCUGCACACAGACAAUUUCUCACUUGUAGCUGAAUGCUAUUCGGUGUUUGAGAAUGGUGAGAACGGAAAAAAAAGCCACUGCUGUAUUUCCUUCAAGACAGACAGGAGCGUGUUUAUUUUUACCAAACAUCCAUACAUGUAUGACACUCUCAGCAACGGUCAGUUGCUGACACCUUUUUAUUCCUUCUGAUACAUAUCCUGCACAUGCAUCUCCUGUAUGUGUGCAAAUACAGGAGGAGGUAAGUCCUGAAAGCCUUCCUAUGUAUUCACUUAUGAGCUCUCGGAGGGAAACCAAGGCAAAGGACACGUUCUCAUACAAAUGGGCAAAGGUAUCCACAUUCCACAGAGCCAAGCAAUUGUCAAAUCCUGAAGAAAGUCCUAUUCUUGUCCUCCUUCAGGCAUGUAGGAAUCAUUGAAGUCUUGCAAAUAAUUAUUUUGCCUCUAUUUACUGACCAUCUUGCAGAAGUAUGUAUUUCACCUCUCUGUCCUGGUUUUCUUUUUGCUUUUACCCCAUAUUGUGAGACAGGAUAUUAAUAUACGUUCUUCAUAUUUCUUUGUCAGUGUAACAACAUUUUCCAGGCAAAAUAUGUCACACUUUUCUCCUUUGGAUUGUUGUUUCUCUAGAGCCAUAAGAGUUGCCAUAUUAUAAAUGCCAGUGGUGAUUAAAAGCCUGUCUUGGUGGGGAAAAGGAUUGCAGAAAUAGUAUUUCUUUACUUUUGUAAGGAAAAAAAUAAAGUAAGCAUUUUGUAAAAUAGCUUUUCAGUGAGAUACACAAAAAUGCCCUUAGUUGGAAAGAUAAAAGUUCUCCCGUGAUGCAGGAAGAAGCUUUUUCUUUGUGCUUUUAUUAUUCAUAAUUAAUAUGCUCACCUCAAAUUUCUGCCAGCAGCCCUGUGCAUAAUGCAUCACUGUGCAUCGUCUCUGUGUUUCUCCUUGUUCUAUCAGCUGUGCACCGUUACGAGAACAUAAUGGAAAGUGAUAUUUGGGAUAUGUAAGGCAGGAUCUCUAUAUUUUUUGCUAAUUUUAGUUCAAAUCCAGAGUUAGUGACAGUAUCAACGCAAACACAGCGUGUUUCAAGGUGUGUGUACCUACAGAACAAAAACAGGCAGGAAAGAUCUUAGGGAGCGCUGGACGGAGGCGUGCAGCAGAACGCACCGCAGCACUUUUGUGCCAUGUCCAAAUACACAGUGCCUAAUUUUCAGUAGAAAAGGCAAAAACCUGGAAACGUGGCCACAGUGUCCCCAGAGUGAAAAGACAAACAGCAGAAAAUGCUUAUUGUUCAUCUAGUGAAGUCACCAGUGAAGUUCUGUUUAUCACGUGUGUGGCAUAGUCGCUUGUGAGUAUCAGUACAGAAUUUAUAUUCCUGUAUUUAUAUUCCUGUAAUUUAUAUUCCUGUAUGUGUAUGUGCACCAGCUGAAAACACAUACCACAGCCGUGGUGGUGUGGGCUGUGCAAAGGAGGCAGAUUCAUUGAGGACAGCAGAUGAAGUGUCCACAGCAGUGAAAGCUCUGGUUACUGAGGACAGAAAAUGUCUUUUUUCCGCAGAUCAAUUUGGGCACUGACUGAUUGUUUUCCAUUUUUCAGCUGCACAAAACUUUUCCUCACAUUUCCAUGCUGUUCAAGUGAACUAAUAAACCUCUGGCACAACUCUUGAUACUGCUUAUCAACUUGUCACGUAUGGCAGUGUUUGCAACAAGAAAAUGUUUAUCUUUUUGCCCCACUCAAAACAAGCAGCAGAACUGAAAGCUCCUGCAAGAAGACCCUGGCAAUGGUCUGCAGCCUAAUGGGACUCCGGUGCUGUUCUGUUUUUCAUUCCCAUGUCUUUUUUUACAUGAAUAAGCACAUUUUCUAAACUCUAAUGCUAAAGAUUGUUAAUGAAUAGUUACAGCUCGAAGUAAAAAAAAGUUCCAAAAGAUAUUCAAAUUAUUUUUCCUUCUUUCCAGUUUUUGUAACACCUAAUGCCAAACACGUAUGUCAGCAUUCUGCAGAAUGGCAGAGCAAAGGCCCAUUCCCCUACUGCAUUUAGGUGUGCUAGUGCUAACGGGAGUGGUGUUCAGUGUUUCAUAGGUGAAACAGGAAAGUACUCUUUCCUCUUUGCUGUGACGUUGAUAAAAAGAAGUGAGAAUUCAUCCUUGGGAUACAUGCUAAUGUUAAUGCUAUCCAUUAUUAUGCUGCACUGGAAAAGUUUACUUUUAAAAUAAGAUAAACUUGCUGUUACAGGUAUUGUUACAUAUGGUGCAGAAUUAACACUGACCAAGGACGUUUUCUUAGGGAGACUGGCCAGCAGAAACACAGUGCAGUGGCUCUCCAUUUCUUGCUUCCUUGCAGGCUGCUUCUGAUAAAAAGUCCACAUAACCAGGCCCGCCAAACAGCAGUAAUGCUGGGCUCUGCCCUCCAGCCCCCACGUUCACAGAGCACUUGCUGCAGUGCCCAGGCAUUGCACAGUCCUGGCAAGGGCAUUCAUUCAUUCUCCCCUGCACUGUAUGAGCAUCUGCGUUUCAGGGCACUGCACUGAGCGUCCUCCUUUUGGAGAAAAUGAAGAAGCUUGAAUUCACUAAUUGGUGUGGCUUUUUCACGCGUGCAUUCCGUAGUGGGAUGUUGGCACAAGGUAUGUUAUCAGCACAUCGCAGCCGCGGCUGUCUCCUGUCUGGCAGGAAUGCCUUGAAACAGCUGCCUUGUGGGUUCUUUUGGUUCUUUUUUUUGAGUUCUUGGAAGCUUCUGUUUGUUAACAGGGUAAUCAGCAAAGGAGGAGAUAGGAAUAAAGCUGGUGUAGGAAGAUAUUAUGGUUAAGGCCAGAGCAGACUUGCCCUGAGCCGCGGCCCCAAAUGGCAGGAAUCGGCGUUCUGCAGGGAGCUGCUGCUGCUAUCCUCGCUGCGCCCAGCCGAGUGCAUGCAGCAGCUCACCUCGCCUCGUCCCACUGAAGGCCUUCGGCACCUCCCUGGCACGUGCCAGGCCUACAUGGCGUACCUUAGCUCUUCUGAACAGCUCUUUUGCGAUGCAGGUGCAGCAGUGCUUCCUGUGCUAAAGCUCUGCGUCCAUCGCUGAUGUGGCCACAUGCCCUGGGGUGCUGGGUGUCCCCUCCGCACCCACUGAAGCAGAAUCGAUAGUGCCACAGUUCAGUGCAGAACUGGAUCUGCUGCUGUAUUCUGAGUAGCGUUGCAAUAAUCAGCACAGGUAACGGUGGAGACACUAUUGUAACUGAGAUAAUAACGGUCAGACUCAACACAAAAGCCAGAGGAUUGCUCUGCUUUAUACAGGCUGUCCACUUAACAACUCUGUGUCUUUUUCUGCUAUUUUUGUUUAUCUAUUUUGAGGCUGCUGGUGGUCACAAAAACAAUACAUCUAUAAAAACCUAAAAUGCUGGCAGUGCUCUUCCAUUCUGUAAAAGAAUGAAAGUAUUCUCGUAUUACUCAUUUCUUGGCACAUAACAAACAUUUAAUAAAUUUUCUACUGUGGAAGUGCUAUUUGAAAACUACUGCCUACUUGUUGCUGUUCUAGCAUUCAGAUCAGUGUGACGAAUCCAUUGGUCCUUGUCAACGACUCCUGGAGUUGAAAGAGACCAAAAUCCUGAAGAGUCGAAGGGAAAUGUUCACUUUGCUCAUACUUAAAAAACCAACCAUGCAGCACAAUGACCACU